Molecule: messenger RNA, 798 nt
Organism: Priapulus caudatus
Lineage: Eukaryota; Metazoa; Priapulida; Priapulimorpha; Priapulimorphida; Priapulidae
Exons: 8
Coding region: 1-798 (265 amino acids)
Biological process (GO): amino acid transmembrane transport
Source: RefSeq, a predicted model, not a curated record
AUGGCUCUCGACUAUGUGGAAGACGAGGAAAUAUUGGUGGAACAGUUAAAAGAGACGGCCUUUAACAGGUCAUCUUCCUCCGCUGCUGGCAUCGACUGGAAAGUUAUACUAGUCUACGUGCAAUGCUAUUUUGUUUCGAUUGCUACAAUAUUGGGCACAGGCAUCUUGGGGCUGCCUGUAACAUUGGCCCAUGCUGGAUUCUAUCCUUUCCUACUCUCCUUUCUAACUGGAUUCUUAAUGCAAGUUCUCCUCAUCUACCUGUUUGUAGAGCUGCUACAGAAGGCAUAUGCAGUGCUGAACGCUGACAGUGAAGGCUGUAGUGAGGCGGACAACAUAGAGAGUGUUCCCCUACACCCACUACGAGGCGAACUCGGCUCUGAUGAUGAAUUAGAAGACUUACAGAAUGGUGAGAUUCUUGCUGGUCACGUGAUCUUGCCACGUCACGGGGCUUCAGUUAAGCAUCCGAACCUUCACAGCAUCGCUGCGCUCUUCCUCGGAUGCUGCUCCACUCAAGCCUUCGAUGUCAUCAUCCUCAUUCAGUUCGUGUCUUUGCUAACAAGCUACGCUCUGGCUGGCUCUGAAGCUUACGCUGCUGUCAUUGGUAUUGAACAUUUCUACGUGAUUCCUGUCUUUGUCUGGUGUCUGACGGCAUGUGUUGUCUUCGCCCAUCAGAUCAUACAGCCCGUCGUGUCCGUGUUGACCUUGGCCAAGGGUGGGGUGUUGAUCGUCACGGUGAGUGCAGCCCAGUUACCACUGCAGCUUAAAUACUACUGCAGCCUAAUUACUAGUGAAGCUUAA